GAAUAGCACUGAUUACGAAUCAUUUCAAUUUUAAGUUCAAAACAAAAGUUAUCACAAUAAGUAUCAUAAACAAAAUAUAUUACACAAAUUAUGGAAUAUUUUUGCGGUUAAAAGUGUUGAAAUACUAUCAUCUGCAAUCAUUAAAUUGUGAUUUUAACCAUACAUACAAUAACAAAUAGUUUGAAUUUUAUUAAUAAUAGACAGAAAGGUGAUGGAAAAAGCACGUAUACUGACCCUGACUUAAUUAUACCUACGGUCCAAUAAAAAAUCACUUUUUUAAACGUGCAAAGCAUUCACAUUUAUUUCAUAAGACUUUCUCAAAUACCUUAAUUUAUUAUUCCUUUUGGUUUUAUAAAAGGUUCUGGGAAUCCCCUUCGUUGUUAUACAUUAGCUGAUUGUUACGAAUGGACUCGAUUAAAAACUGCUAUUCGAAAAUCUAUGUAUUUGUGUUUUCAGAAAUAUAUUAGUAUUGUUCAUAUAUGUUGUUAUACCAUAUAUUAUAGAUAAGUAAAUAUUGAAUACAACCGCGGAAUGGAGUAUAAUAAUAAAUAACCGCCAUUUUGCAACAGACUGACGUUCGAGUGCGUAUUCAACUUCGUGCUAAAUGUCCGUACGAUCCCAUCAAAUCCAGGCGCUCUUUGCACGCCGUCGCGAAAUUGAGCACGAUCGUAUUGAGCGUACAGCUGCCGUCAAUCGUUACUAUGAUCAUUGGGGCAAGGUGACAACACGUUUCGAGAACUGGACCAAGCCAGAGUACUACAAAAAUGCGGAAGAGCAGCUAAAGCAGCGUCGCGAAACACGCGAAAAGGAGAUGCAGCAGCUUGAGCGUCGUGAACGUCUGCGUGAACUGUUUGAAAAAGAGAAGAUGCUGUACGAAAGAGAAAUGCUUGAGCGCGAAAGGCCGCGGUCGCGCAAGAUUGCCGCUACCACCGAACAGCUGGAGAAGAUUGAACAAAGUGCUAAGGAACGUGAGAAUAUCAAACGGAAACUGGAUUUAGAGGCUAAAUUGUAUGGACGUUGGCGACAUGGUGUGGAUGAUGACAAUGUGUUGUUCGAAUCGAAAUCUAGCAAUGAGACGCUGGCCAAGCUCAACUGGUUGGAUAAGAAAAUCGAAGAGCAGUACGAUCGUGAACGUGAAGAAGCACAGUCUUUGGAACGAAAUUUGCGCCUGCAAGAGGGAAUCAGUCGUACGGAGCAGGUUCAACGAGAGCGUCAACUAAUACGCGAAAAGGAGAUUAAAGAGAUACGGGAACUGCAAGAGACGCAUAUGCAAGAGCUGAAGAUGCGUCAGACUGAGGCAGACAGUUUAAAAGAGGAGGAGAAGCAUUUACGUACAUGCCUAAGUGAUUUGGAUAAGGAAGUAGAGCUACUAGAGGAGAGUUGUUCGCUAAUUAUGGAGUCUGCAGAUGUAUCGCAAGCCUACAAUCUGAAAAAGAUCAAAAUUUUCAUACGCAAACGAUCCGAGUCAUUCUGCAACCAAAUCAAACUUUGCAUAAGCAUAUUGGAGCGCUUGAGUGUCUACACCACCUGUGCUGAUGUAAAGAGACUACUGAACAAAUACAGAGGGCAUCUAGAGGCUGAAUCAGUUAACCUCACGCAAGUUGAGGCAAUGUACGAAUCAGAGGCUAAAUACAAUAUGCAGCGGCUCGAGUCCUUAUGGCAGCAACAACAUCUAGAGCGUUACCAUGAACUUAAACAAUUGCUAACGGAAGAGCGCUGUACGUUUGGUGCGCGCAUUAAUGAGAAUCUUCAACGCCAAACCGAUACUUACGAAGUGCGCUCCACACACCUUACAGCUCUUGAGAAUUCCAAUGAAAAGUUAAAGCAAUUAAUAGCCGAGGAGCAGCAAUCGCCGCGCAGUGCGCUGCCUCUAGCUAAGAGUAGUGACUCUGCGCCACCAUUUCCUGGUACAGAGUACAGUGGAGAUGCCGGAGAUCAGGCUUCGGUGGCAGACGACAACGUAAGCAUUGCACAGCUAAUGCCGAGUGGCAUACCGAGUAGACCUACGACCGGAACACAUUUCGGACGUCGCAGACCUACGUCUUCUCAGCUGCCUAAAGUGACCAAUUCAUUUACGAAUUUAAAUUUGGACGUUUGGAAGGACUUGCCAGCUGCACGCCACGGCAUCGACUCGCCGCGCUUAGUGACACAGCGAUCGCCGAGCAUUGUCACUUCAGAAUCAGCUACCCGACCGAAAUUCGCUCGUAAACGCAUAGCUUGGACAUAAUAUUGAUUACUUGUUUUUGCUAGGCUAUUUUUACUAGACUUUUUAUAACGAAUUUAGAAGAACA
Bactrocera oleae (olive fruit fly) is the source of this 2291-nucleotide messenger RNA. Its product is annotated as trichoplein keratin filament-binding protein. Gene Ontology annotation, biological process: apoptotic process. Gene Ontology annotation, cellular component: keratin filament. The record is from RefSeq and is a predicted model, not a curated record. NCBI's taxonomy places the organism in Eukaryota, Metazoa, Arthropoda, Insecta, Diptera, Tephritidae.